Messenger RNA from Onychostoma macrolepis, 4761 nucleotides. Its product is annotated as protein FAM184A-like. Gene Ontology annotation, cellular component: signaling receptor complex; membrane. Gene Ontology annotation, biological process: regulation of TOR signaling; cell surface receptor protein tyrosine kinase signaling pathway; multicellular organism development. Bases 133 to 4452 code for a protein of 1439 amino acids. The transcript is spliced from 29 exons. Lineage: Eukaryota; Metazoa; Chordata; Actinopteri; Cypriniformes; Cyprinidae. Gene Ontology annotation, molecular function: ATP binding; transmembrane receptor protein tyrosine kinase activity; protein binding. The record is from RefSeq and is a predicted model, not a curated record.
AAGUUUUAUCAACUGGAGCUGGUGAAUCGAGAGCCUGGAUUCAACAAGGUGUUCAACACCAAUCCCAAUGUCGGGGUCAUAAACCCCCUUAUAAAGGGUGUGUUUUGAAUCCAGAAGUUCGGUGCAUGUGAAAUGGAAAAGAUUUGUUGGGAAAGGAAGGAAAUUACGGGUUUACAGUUUCUGUCAGCUGUACUAUUUCUGCUUAUUUCUCUCAAAGCUUCAUCAUGUGACAAAUGGCUUCUUGAUGCCUCAGUGCACCCCGUGACAGCCAAAGGUGGCUUCAGACAGUGUACGGAUGCCAUUUGCCAACAUGUUGCAUGUCAGCUCGCAGCACCUUAUGCAUCCUGUAUCGGAUCUCAUAACAUAACUUUGGCCUGGGAGUCUCUGAAUCAGUCUGAUAUGGUGUAUAUUCUUCAGUGGACCGGUCUGUCUGGGAUUUGGGAACAAGCAGAGAAUGUGACAGAAUCAACGUACACCAUCAAACAAUUGGAACCUUUCACCUGCUAUAAAUUCAGGGUCUGGGCCCUGAUUGCAGAAACACACGCUUGUUCUCCAGUGAGCCCUUGGUACCAAACAAAACCAUUUGGAUUGCCCUCCAGCCCAUCCAUUGAGAGUAUUGAGAGCGUGUCUGGACAGAGUGUGGAGGUUCGCUGGUCUCUACCUGAAAAACCAGGAGGACCCAUCUUGGGCUUCAACCUCAAUCUCACAUCCAACAAACACGUCAUCAGUGUAACAACCGGAGGAAAUGUGUUCUUCAACACUUUCUACCCGACAUUCCAUAACACUACAUAUAGGAUCUCUGUAGCUGCUGUAAAUGAAGAGGGCCAGGGUUCAAUCGCUGAAGCCAGCAUAACAACACCAGCAAAAGUUGAGCAGAAAGGAGGCCGGUGGGUCUUUGCAUCCAGAUGGAACUCAUUAAGGAUGAGAGAAGAGGAUGCCGAUUUCUUCACUACAGCACAAUGUCUCUCAGACAGUCUAAUUGAGAGCAACAUCACAGGGGUGGCAGUGCACUACAGUUCAAACCGCAUCUAUUUCUCUGAAGGGACUCGUAUUUGGGUGAAAGGGGCUGGAAAUCUCACCGACCACUCAGAUCUCAAGCUUCUGCACUCUGCCCUGCUGGAGGUCACAGCACUGACUGUAGACUGGCUUUAUGAGAGGGUUUACUAUGUGUCCAGUGGUAGGGUCUACUAUUGUGGAUUAGAUGACUGUUCUUUUCCAGUGGAUAUAAAUCUCCACCUCUCCAGUGACGCUGUAAAUAUAAUUGCAGAUCCGUAUAAUGGAUGGCUUUUCUUGUUGCUGAGCAGUGGAAUAUAUCGUAGCCCUCUUCCAGACAUCUCUGGCCAACAACACGAGAUAAUUAAUGUCGUAAAAACGCCUUCUGUCUCCAACUUUGUGGUCAGUUUUCCCAACAAGAGACUUGUUUAUCACGACAGAAGUGAUCAAACGCUCAAUGCCACAUCUGUGGAUGGAUUGUUUCCCAUUACGCUCUACACAGACAUUUACUUUGAAGCAAACAGCAUUGUUUAUGAGGAUGAUUUCUUCAUGCUCACCAAUGGUUAUGCACUGUACAAACAAGUUGGCCAGAGUCAAGUGGCCACCUUUAAUGAAUUCACUAUGGACUGUGAUGUGAUCCAUAGUCAAAAUGACGGCUUUGGUAAUUUAUGCUACUUUAGUGCAUCUGCGCAACCUUAUCCUGUGCCAAGAAAGCCAAGACAACUUCAAAUCCUGUUUGGAUCAGAUAAAGCCAACGUUUAUUGGGAUAAACCUGAAAAUAUGAUUGGAGCAAGUCCAUCUGCCUGGCAAAAUUGGACUUAUGCUAUAAACUGCUCGAUGAAUGGAUUGGUGGUGAUGAAUUUUAGUGGACUAACUGGCACACAUGCAACAGUCCCAGAUCUGGAGAGUUCACAGCAGUACAGCGUCACUCUCAGGGCUUGUUCCCCUGGUGGAUGCUCCAAAUCAGUCUCCUAUGAAGGAACAACUCUCCAGCCUGCCGAUGAGCCCCCAUAUAUUGCUGCUGCCAGUGAGGAUGACAUAUGGAAGCAAGAUUUGGAUAGCACUGAAUUUGUGGAACAAAUGGUGUCUUAUAUUGGAGAUGUGAAAGAUAUGGACUGGUAUAGUUCCACAAUCUACUGGACUAACAGUUCGGGUCACAUUAACUGGAUUGAUCUGGGUGAUCAGUCGUUGAGUGUGAUGACAAUGCCAUCACUCAUGAAUGCUGAAGCACUGGCCUUUGACUGGCUGGGACAGUAUCUAUACUGGAGCUGCAACACAAAUCAAAUAUGCCGAGGGUCUGUAUCUGGUCAUGGGGUUGAGAUAUUUCUUCAAGCAGAGCAGAAGAUUCUCAGUUUUGUGGUUGAUUCAUUGAAUGCUGCCAUCUACUGGACCACUGAAACGUCAGUAGAAGGCUGUAGAUUGGAUGGAGAAGACUACCAACUGCUGGAAAAACUGAGUGUGUUCUCUGGGAAAGAGGUUGCUGGUAUCACUUUGAACAUGAUUGAAGGAAAUCUGUAUUGGCUGGUGCAGGAUGGCUCCCUUAUAAAUCUUUACAGAGUGAACCUCAGUGGUGACAGGAUGCAGAAGUCUAAAGCGUUAGAAUUUGCAAGAUGGACAACAUCUCAAAUCACAGAUAAUCAAGUGGGCUACUACAGCGGACGACUCGUUUGGUUGGAUGAGAACAAACAGCUCAGGAUUCAGGAGUUGAAGCAAAACACCAGUGUCCUUAUGUCUUCCAGCAAAACACUGACAGCUUUUUCUGUUGUACAGCAAAUGCUUAAACCUCUUCCAGACGGAUUCGUAUCUCCUCCUAUAGUUAUUCCACCUGCAGUUUCCAAAAUUGUUCUUGAAGGGAAUGACACAUUUAUCCAGAUACACUGGGAACCCAGCAAUAUUGACUACGGGACAGUGCUUUAUUGUGUGGUGUCAAAGGAACUGUGUAGAAAUGUGAAACAGCUUCGAAAUGUCCCCAGCAGAUAUUGUCAUCCUCUUAACACGUUUUCUGAAACAGUCAUGAAUAUCACAAGAUUCGAACCAGGAACCAAAUUAAACAUUACCAUAACCCCUUUUUCGUAUUGGGGUAAAGGGGAAUCAACACAAACAACUUUGAUUACUCCAGCAGGUACUUCAUUAGACACUGACAUGACAUUGAUUAUUGUGAUUGUAUCGGUUACUGCCUGUAUUACACUGAUUAUUCUCAUCCUCGCCGCAGUCAUUUGGCACAGACACCAUAAGAAAAAGGAUCAUGGGACAGUUACACAAAUAGGUGCACACGUCCAUCCAGAUGUGGAGUUGGAGUAUAUUCGAGGUUUAGUUGGUCUUGGGAAUGCCUGCUAUGCUAUCAGUAACAUACCCGCCCAAGGAGAGAUUGAGUCACUUCCUGUGUUUCCUAGAGACUGUCUGAAGCUUCAGAGGUUGUUGGGUAGUGGUGCUUUUGGAGAAGUUUAUGAAGGAGUUACAGUUGGCAGCCAAAUCACCGAAGUUGUGCCGGAGAGGAGAGUGGCUGUCAAGACACUGCGAGGAGAUGCCAGUGACUAUGAGAAAACUGAAUUUUUAAAAGAAGCUUAUUUGAUGAGCCAGUUUAAUCAUCCUAACAUCCUGCGUUUGCUUGGAGUGUGUCUGCUAAACGAGCCACAUUACCUCAUCCUAGAGCUGAUGGAAGGAGGAGACCUUCGUUCUUACCUGAGAGCAGCUCGUCCUACAACUAGCCAUAAAGAGCUACUGAAUCUCACCAGCCUCCUGGACGUCAGUUUGGAUGUUGCCACAGGAUGUGCUUAUUUAGAAAGGAAGCACUUUGUUCACAGGGAUAUUGCUGCAAGGAACUGUCUGGUGUCAAUAAGAAGCUACACAGACCCAGAAAGGGUCGUUAAAAUAGGAGAUUUCGGAUUGGCCCGGGACGUGUAUAAGAACGACUACUACAGGAAGAGGGGUGAAGGUCUGCUUCCCGUUCGCUGGAUGUCACCAGAAAGCUUAACAGAUGGGAUUUUCAAUAAAUAUUCUGAUGUCUGGGCAUUUGGUGUGCUCUUAUGGGAGAUUAUGACAUUAGGAAAGCUACCAUAUCCCACAUACACCAACCAUGAAGUCUUAAGCCAUACCAGUACAGGUGCACGACUGCCUUCACCAGCAGGCUGUCCACAGAGAUUGUAUAAUCUGAUGAUGAGCUGCUGGAGCAAAGAACCAACUGAGAGGCCAAACUUUCAGUACCUUGAGGAAACCCUGAGUAAACUGAGAGAUUAUGAGGCGGAUAAAAGAGCAAACCAGAACGGAGCAGCAGGUCAUGUGAACCAAGCUUACCAAGAAGAUGAAGAGGGGGUCUGCACUGGUGUGGAUGAAGAUGAAGACCUGGAAACUGGACUGUCUCCUGUGCUCAGCAAUGAGGGACUAAAUUACUUGAUGUAUCGUGCUGAGAGUCCGGACAGUGUCCAAACAGACUCAUCGACACCCACCGAAGAUAGAUAAGACUAUAAUUGCCAGUGUUGAAAUCGCUGGCAUCCCAAGUUUGCACAGAUUGUGAGCUGGACCUCACUUUGUAAUCUUCUUCCUUGUAAAUACUGUAUAAAACAACAACAACAAUGAAAAUAAUAAUAGUUGUAUUUUAUGUACAAUGCAGAAAGUUGAAUAAAAAGUUAUAUCUGUAUUUUGUUAUUGGCUGAAUUGGUUAAAUUAUGCAAACAGCCAAAUGAGUAAAUGAAUGAAUGUUGCAUUUUUGAUGUACAGGCCUAAUGUAGAUUUGAAUGAUCAAUAAAAAGAGAUAUCAACAUUAUGAAG